CUCCAUCAGCACCGUGUCGCCUCCUCAACUUACUUCUUGUUCCUCCCGGAGGUUUAAACCGUCGCUAACCGCCGCAAAAGACCAACACAGAGAAGAAAAACUCGAUUAAAAGAAUCAGCUAUGAAGUUGUCUAUAAUUCGUAGUGCUUGUGGCAGUCUCCGGACACACCCAGCCCGUCAAGGAAGCAGAGUCAGCGGCUGGUCGCGGAGAUGCCAGCCGGCGGUUGGUCCUACUACCACCAACGGCCGGUUGAUCCUCCGGACGGUUAGUAGCGCGACUAGCAGCAGCGGUAACCGUCCAAAGUUAGCCGUUAACUCUGGGAAACACCCCCUAAAGAAGGAUGAUAACGGGUUACAAUGCGACAAUUCUUUGAGGGAAGUGAUUCAGAGCACCAAGGAUGCAAUGGUAGCUCUGGAGAGAAGAAAUCCAACAGUCCAACCUUUGUUAGCCAUUAUACAGGCAGGUGAAGAUGACAGCCUGUUGGAGAUCAAUAAGAAAAUGGCAGGAUGGAUUGGCUUGAACAUCACCCAGAUUUGUCUGACAAAGGAGUGCAGUGAAGAUGAAAUUGUAGAAGAGAUAUUGAAGCUGAAUGAAGACCCUCGGGUGCACGGAGUCUUCCUCAACCUCCCCUCUGCUUCCCUCACCAGUCGCGUGUUGAACACACUCAAACCUGAGAAGGAUGUAGAUGGGAUAUCCGAUUUGAAUAUGGGCCGUCUGGUUCGAGGAGACCUGAGCAAAGGCUUUGUGCCACCCAUAGCCAGUGCUGUCCUGGAUCUGCUGGAGAAACACGAUGCUCCUUUGGAAGGGAAAACUGUGCUGCUGGUCGGAGGAGAAGGACCCCUUGGGGUGGCCCUGCAGUGCCUGAUAGAAAGGAGUGGAAUGAUUGUUCUCAAGAGUCAGUGGUGCUCCAAGAGCCUGCAGAGACAGAUGAUGCAGGCUGAUGCUGUGGUCCUGUUAGGAACGGGGAAUAUGGAUGUCCCACCCACCUGGUUUAGACCAGGGGCUGCUGUCAUCCACUGUGAGCCCACCCUGGAGACAGAUGAAGAUGCCAUUGAGACGUCCUCUAAGUCCGGGUUAGGAAAUCUCACAGCAGCUUACAGAACACAGAAUGUGGUGCGUAGUUGCAGUCGGUGGCUCCAGGAGCAGCAGUACCAACCGUGGCAUCUGCGCAGCCUCAAACUGCAGCCCCUGACCCCUGUACCAAGUGACAUAGAGAUUUCUAGAGCUCAGACACCCAAACCAGUGAACCAGCUGGCUGAGGAGAUUGGUUUGCUGCCGGAAGAGCUUGAAGCCUAUGGCAGGAACAAAGCUAAGGUCCAACUCUCCCUGUUAGACCGCCUCCACAAACAGCCUGAUGGGAAAUAUGUACUGGUUGCUGGUAUAACUCCCACUCCACUGGGCGAAGGUAAAAGCACGGUGACCAUCGGCCUGGUCCAGGCCAUGUCUGCCCACCUGAAGCUCAACUCCUUCGCCUGUCUCCGACAGCCUUCCCAGGGACCCACCUUUGGGGUUAAAGGGGGAGCUGCAGGAGGGGGAUAUGCCCAGGUCAUUCCUAUGGAGGAGUUCAACCUCCAUCUGACUGGUGACAUUCACGCCAUCACAGCAGCCAACAACCUGGUGGCAGCAGCCAUCGAUGCCAGGAUGCUCCACGAGGCGACGCAAUCAGACAAGGCCCUGUUCAAUAGACUGGUUCCUUCAGUGAAUGGAGUCAGAAGAUUUUCACCCAUCCAAAUCUCCAGGCUGCGUCGUCUAGGGAUCAAUAAAAUAGAUCCUGCAUCUCUCACAGCCCAGGAAGUCAGCACCUUUGUUCGUCUUGACCUUGACCCGUCCAAGAUCACCUGGCAGAGAGUUCUUGACACAAAUGAUCGUUUCUUGAGGAAGAUCACAGUGGGACAGGCGAGCACCGAAAAAGGACAGAGCAGAGAAACUGGGUUCGACAUUGCAGUGGCCAGCGAGAUCAUGGCCAUCCUGGCUCUGGCCGACAGCCUGGAGGACAUGAAAAACAGACUGGCCCGCAUGGUGGUGGGGACCAGCCGCACCGGACAGCCCGUCACCGCAGAGGACCUGGGUGUGAGUGGAGCACUGGCGGUGUUAAUGAAAGAUGCCAUCAAGCCCACGCUGAUGCAGACCCUCGAGGGUACGCCAGUGUUUGUCCACGCCGGGCCCUUCGCCAACAUCGCCCAUGGCAACUCCUCGGUGCUGGCAGACAAGCUGGCUUUGAAGUUGGUUGGACGGGACGGCUUUGUGGUGACGGAAGCUGGUUUUGGAGCGGACAUCGGGAUGGAGAAGUUCUUCAACAUCAAAUGUCGGGCUUCAGGGCUGAGGCCAGAUGUGGUGGUGCUGGUUGCAACUGUCCGAGCGUUAAAGAUGCACGGCGGUGGCCCAAAUGUGUCGGCAGGCGCACCUCUUCCCAGAGAGUACAUUGAUGAGAAUCUGAGUCUAGUUGCAGGUGGUUGCCAUAGCAAUCUCAGGAAGCAGAUCCAGAUAGCACACCUGUUUGGGGUACCAGUCGUGGUGGCGCUCAAUGUCUUCAAAACAGACACCCAGGCAGAGAUUGACCUUGUGUGUCAGAUAGCAAAAGAGUGCGGAGCAUCUGACGCUGUGCCGUGUCACCACUGGGCACAGGGCGGCCGAGGCUCCGUAGAGAUGGCCCAAGCUGUGAAUGAGGCUGCCAGCAGACCCAGCGACUUCCAGUUCCUGUACGACACGGAGAUGCCGAUAGUGGAGAAGAUCAGAACAAUCGCCCAAAAAGUGUAUGGAGCUGAUGACAUUGAGCUGUCUCCAGAGGCCACGGCCAAGAUAGAUUACUACAAUCAACAGGACUAUGGUUCAUUGCCCAUCUGCAUGGCCAAGACUCACCUGUCCCUGUCCCAUAUGCCUGACAAGAAGGGUGUUCCCACUGGGUUCGUUCUGCCAAUCAGAGAUGUUCGUGCUAGCAUCGGGGCUGGUUUCAUCUACCCAUUGGUGGGAACGAUGAGCACCAUGCCCGGCCUGCCAACCCGACCCUGCUUCUACGACAUUGACCUUGACCCGGUCACAGAGGAGAUCACCGGGCUCUUCUGAGCACGCUGCAAUGAAAGAUAUUCUCUCAGGCUCCCUGCUCUGUUCUCAGGAUCCUCAGCUCCACGCAUGCACCAUCAAAGCUGCAUCUUUGACAGGAAAUGCUUUUCUUACUUCCCAGCAGCCCACACUCUCGCCACAAAUCAUAGUAACAUCCUCUGGAAAAGAAAAGAAAAAGAUCACUGGAGCAUUAGCUUAAUUCUGUAUUUGCAUAUCUGUGCCAAAGAUGACCUUCUACAGCCAUAUAUAUAUCGUAAAUGCUGUAUGUUUUUGCUUUUGGCCUCUCGGUACGAUGUUUUCUAUGAGUAUGGAAGAGUCAGUUUACGUCUUAAAAUCAUGUUGUUGUUUUUUCAUCACCUUCUAAUUUCCUUUUUUUGUGAAACAAAUCACUCAAAUGUCUUAAACGAUGCUGCAUGUUCUGUACAUGUCUUAAGCUGUUUAAUUGAAAUAGGCAGAGCUUGUGUAUUUAUUAACUGAACUGCUGUGGUACGCACAAAAAGCCAUAUGGUGUUUACUUAACCAUUAUCGUCCUAACCUGCAGGAUGCUGCUGAGUAAAAAUCACUACAAGUUACACAAGAUUCAAGUUCAAAGACACUUUUCAGAUAUUGUUCAAGUAUUACACUUUAUGUGUUGAGAAAGCUGGAAAUUGUUUUAGCGGAGGUGAUGCAUCUCAUCAUCGGUUAUAAACAAUAGCCUUUAUGCUGUGUGAAAAUAGCUAUUUUCUCUAUGCUUUAUUUCAUAAAUGUUCACUUUUUUUGUUAUGUUAAUGGAGGUGGUCUUAAUUUCAGUCCUCCACUGGUGAACCUGUUUACAUUUCAUGCUCAGGUUGUGGUUUGCAUCCAGACAGCUGUUACAUUUUUAUUUUAUUAAGUGUAAACUAAAUAAUGUGUAACUAAUACCAAUUUUCUCUGAAAACAAAUUUAGUAUUCUCAUUAAUAACAGGAUGUUAAUCAUUUUGGUUCUCCAGCAUCAAAUGUGUGUGCCUUCAAAUAAACCUUAUAUUUACUCUAAAA
This is a messenger RNA of Sebastes umbrosus (honeycomb rockfish), 4074 nucleotides long. It is a transcript of the gene mthfd1l, whose product is annotated as methylenetetrahydrofolate dehydrogenase (NADP+ dependent) 1 like. Gene Ontology annotation, molecular function: ATP binding; methylenetetrahydrofolate dehydrogenase (NADP+) activity; methenyltetrahydrofolate cyclohydrolase activity. Gene Ontology annotation, biological process: tetrahydrofolate interconversion. Gene Ontology annotation, cellular component: cytosol. The record is from RefSeq and is a predicted model, not a curated record. Lineage: Eukaryota; Metazoa; Chordata; Actinopteri; Perciformes; Sebastidae. The transcript is spliced from 28 exons. The coding region runs from base 121 to 3063 and encodes 980 amino acids.